Heterobasidion irregulare TC 32-1 is the source of this 555-nucleotide messenger RNA. RefSeq lists its product as uncharacterized. Lineage: Eukaryota; Fungi; Basidiomycota; Agaricomycetes; Russulales; Bondarzewiaceae. Gene Ontology annotation, cellular component: mitochondrion. The record is from RefSeq and is a predicted model, not a curated record. The coding region runs from base 1 to 555 and encodes 184 amino acids. The transcript has 5 exons. Gene Ontology annotation, molecular function: carbon-nitrogen ligase activity, with glutamine as amido-N-donor.
AUGUAUCGACUGCUCUCCAACAUUAGUGGUCCCGCUCUGCGGUGCACAAAGCAACUUCAAUGGCGACAGUACACAGCUUCUGCAAUAGAAACUGAUAUCCGCACCCGUCUUUUGACCGGCUUGAAGACCUCCAUGAAAAGCAAGGACACCUUUGCCUCGACCACGAUACGUUCAAUUCUUUCGGAGGUCUACUCAGCAGACAAGGCCUCGCCCGAAUCGAAAAUACCUUCCGCCACCAUCGUCUCGAUUAUCAGAAAGGCCACUAACCGCCGUAUCGACUCCGCUGUCCAGUUUACCCAAGCGCAACGCCCGGACCUGGCUGAGAAGGAGCAACACGAGGCUGAUUUUCUGUCAUCCUUUCUCCCGCCCCUACUCCCUGAGUCUGACAUAGAUCACAUCCUGGGAGAGGUCAUUUCCGAGCAAACCGCUGAUGCUCAGAGUCAUCCUGGCAAAUUGCUAGGAAAGGUUGUCAAGGCAUUCUAUUCCAAGGUUGACAAGUCCAACGUAGACCCUACUCUGGUAAAGCGAAGGGCAGAAGCUUUGCUAUCUAAAUGA